CGUUCCAAUCGGUUUCCUGUCCCGCCCGUUUCCCCACCUCCCGCCCUGUCAGUGUCUGACUGGCCGCAGCGAGCCCAGUGUAUGUGCGGCAACAACAUGUCUGCUCCGCUCCCAGCCAUUGUCCCGGCCGCGAAGAAGGCCACCGCCGCGGUCAUAUUUCUCCAUGGAUUAGGAGAUACUGGGCAUGGCUGGGCAGAAGCAUUUGCUGGUAUUAGGAGUCCACACAUAAAAUAUAUUUGUCCGCACGCGCCUGUCAUGCCAGUUUCUCUCAACAUGAAUAUGGCCAUGCCUUCCUGGUUCGAUAUUUUUGGACUUGCUCCAGAUUCACAGGAAGAUGAAGCUGGGAUCAAGCAAGCAUCAGAGAAUGUGAAUGCACUUAUAGAACAAGAAGUAAGGAAUGGAAUACCCUCAAACAGAAUAAUUUUGGGAGGAUUUUCUCAGGGAGGAGCUUUAUCUUUGUACACUGCCCUCACAACACAUCAGAAGUUAGGGGGCGUAUUGGCACUCAGCUGUUGGCUUCCACUGCGGACUUCAUUUCCACAGGGUUCCAUCAAUUGCAUCAACAAAGACAUUUCUAUUCUCCAGUGCCAUGGUGACCGUGAUCCUUUGGUUCCACUAAUGUUUGGAACUGUGACUUCUGAAACACUAAAGAAAAUGUUAAAUCCUGGCAACGUAACUUUCAAAACUUACUCAGGCAUGAUGCAUAGCUCAUGUAUUGAGGAAAUGAUGGAUGUGAAGCAAUUUAUUGACAAGCACCUACCUCCAAUUGACUGAAGUAUGUGAGAAGCCUUCUGUUAAAUGCACCAGCAUCAUCUGUACUAGAUUGUUUUUUUUUCAUGUAGCUAUUUCUAAAGCAUCUCUGUGCCUACGGUAUUAACUGUACUGCAAAGAUUAGAAACUAUAACUUCAUGAAUACUCCUCUCAAAUCCCAUUGGCCAUAAUAUAGAUAUAUGGCAGUGGAAAGGCAUGUUGGAAUAUAAUUAGGUAUUCUCUUCCUUGCUAGAUCAUUCCAAAUUUAAUGUUCUGAAGCCCUUUUAUAAUUCUGAGCAAGUUUUUUUUUCCAAAUCCUGUUAUAUUACUGCUUGCUAAAUUGACACUUGUAAAUGCAGUACGUAACCUGAAUAAGCAUGCAGUGGUAGAACAAAUAUUCUUAAGGUUCACAUUUAACCAAUAUUAUUGCAUGUGCAAGAUAAGACUGUCAAGUCUUUAAAUUACCCCUACAUCUUGGAGGAAUUUAGUGUUGUGUCUUAAAUGUGUGCCAUGCUACUUAGAAUCUUGGAAAAAGUAUUUGAUCUCUAUACAACUGUUUCCCAUUCAGCUGCUCUUAUUGAGAUAAAUUUGGAUACAAAUGUCACUCAAACAAUUAUAUAUAGAAUUAAUAUGAUAAAAAUCAUUAGAAUUUUUAGUAUAUUGCAAAAUGUGAGCUUUCAAAAGCUCUUCUGAGUAGCUAACUUCUUACAAAAUAAAAAAAAUACAUUGUAUGUAUUUGUCUUGUUCUGCUUCAGAGAAAUCAGGAUUGGUGGUUAAAGCAUUGCACAACCAACUGACAUAAGUGACAAGAGGUGUGUGCACGAAACAAAAUACUGUAUAUUUUGUUUUUAGCCUGAAACAAGCCAUCAUUCUGGAAAUUUGGCUGAACUGUUUUAAAUCAACCACAGCUCAGCAGAAAUAGAAUGUUUGAUUGUUCAAAACAAAAUCUGGAGGGAUAAAAUGAUUUUUUUAAGAAAAUAGACAAGACUGGUACACAUUGCCUCCUCCUCAACAUGGGGUAUGUAUUGCUGCCACCUCCCUGCUCUUCCCACAGGCUGCCUUCAGCCACUACCACUGAUAUCCCAGCGUGACGUAUCUCACUGCCUGCCUGUUCCAUCCUACCUCCCAAAGGACUUGCCCAGCACCUUUUCUCUCCCUCCCCAGUUACCACUGAUAUCCAGUAUGCUAACACCAAGGCAACCCUUCAGUCUUGGCUUUUUCCUGCUUGUUACUCCACCACUGAAUGACAAAGCAUGACUGAGUUUGGCAUAGAUCACUGCAAACUAGCUGUUCCAUUCAUGGAACAGUUUGUGCAAGCAAUUUUCUACAUCCCUGGACCAGGUCAUUCAAAAAUAAGGUACUAUAAUUUCACCCUUGUCAUGGCAAAUUUUCCAUCUAAAUUCUUAAUAGGACUUGAAGACUGUCAGAAUAGAAAAUGUAUUCCUACAUGGCAAAACUUCUUGCAAAAGUUUCACAAAACCAAAAUAAUUCAUUUUGUAUAUGUAGGUAAUUCUAUAUAUGUUACUUCUAUGUGUACUUUAUUUCUGUACAUAUAGAAAUAAAAAUUUCCUUAAUUCUAUAGCAUGAUUAUAAGAAUUCCUUUAGAAAUAGCUCUGCAGGUUUUGUAGUCAGGAUUGUAUGUGUGAGGAAAAAACUGGGUAUGUUCUUUCUCUUUCAGGCCAUUCACCAUAUCCCAUUAUUUUGCUGAUUCCAUUAGCAUCACAUUGCUACUACGUACAGUAUCUAUUAUUGAUGGUGAAAUGGCACCUUCUAAGAUUUCUACUAUUCAUUAAUAUGAAUUUAUUUAAGAGUAGACAUGGAGUCUAAUGGGUAUCAGUCAUUACAUCUGCAGCUGAUAAGCACUUAAAUAGUUAAAAUGUAAUUGAGGUUACGUGUGGGGGGAGCACAUAAUCUUGCCCUUUGAUGCUUUUGUCCAUGUUCUGGCAUCACAUUUCUUGAUACUUUAAACUGAGGGUCAUCUAUAUACCAGCAGAAUUGGGCAAGAAAUCUGUGUUCGGAAUGUACAACUUCAGAUUGUAAAUGUUUUUCUGGUAUAUAAUGCCAACAUUGUGGUUAACUUGGCUUACUCUUUAAUUACUGGUUUACUAUAUGCUGGAAUUGGGAGAGCAAUGAAAACUACAGUGUGUUCCUUAUUGUAGCCUGAAACAAUAUUUUAAAAUGCAGAUUCUGUUCUGCUGAACUGAACUUGGCCCUUGAAAGAAGCAAAUGUUUCUGUAGUCAAAGCCUCUCUGGGCUAUUUUAAUUAUGGGAAUCUCUGCAAGAGUUUGUAUACAUAGGACUUGAAUAUGGGAACAGUAUGAUUUUAUCAGUUUAUUUUGUUUCAUUGGAGACUAAUUUAUAUACAUGCUAGCUCCAAGAAGAAAGAGUCCUGACAGUAUUCAGAUAUUUUUUUUAUAAGCAGUAACAUGUGCAAGAUUUUAGAACAUUGGCUUAACAGAAAGUAGUCUGUUAAAAGUAUUAUGUAAUUGUAACUGCCUAGAUCAGUUCUACUCUUAAAAAUCAGAAAUGCAAAACAAACCAAAACUUUGAUUUAUAUCAUUUUUUAACUUAAAAGACUUUGUGUGAAACUACUGACAUCAAAACAUAGUACCCAAUAAUAGAUGUUCAGUUUACUUUGGAAUCAAUACAAUACUGUGCUAAACAAUCAAACUUUAAUACUGAGUAUUAAAUUGUUUUUAAUUGGAAUGUUUGAAUAAAAUUGCCAAUAUUCAUUGUAUUAUAUCAUAGCUUAAAUGCUGUGACAACAGAGGCAAAUCUAAUAGAUUCAUCAGGAUUUUCAUCCUGAUAGGGUUAGUUUUUGGUUUAUCUUGAAGUAUUGCAUAGCGUUCAUUGCAGUGAAUUGCUGAAGGAGUACUCUAAAAUGAAUUUCUGGUCUGUUAUUGAAUGUUUGCCUUAGGAAAUGUACCGCACUUCAGUAAAUUCUAAAUGCGUCUUUUUU
Messenger RNA from Candoia aspera, 3709 nucleotides. It is a transcript of the gene LYPLA1, whose product is annotated as lysophospholipase 1. Lineage: Eukaryota; Metazoa; Chordata; Lepidosauria; Squamata; Candoiidae. The coding region runs from base 82 to 774 and encodes 230 amino acids. Gene Ontology annotation, biological process: protein depalmitoylation. Gene Ontology annotation, molecular function: carboxylic ester hydrolase activity; palmitoyl-(protein) hydrolase activity. The record is from RefSeq and is a predicted model, not a curated record. The transcript has 9 exons. Gene Ontology annotation, cellular component: cytoplasm.